Molecule: messenger RNA, 1239 nt
Organism: Diabrotica virgifera virgifera (western corn rootworm)
Lineage: Eukaryota; Metazoa; Arthropoda; Insecta; Coleoptera; Chrysomelidae
Product: scaffold attachment factor B1-like
Exons: 2
Coding region: 568-1221 (217 amino acids)
Source: RefSeq, a predicted model, not a curated record
CCUAUAAUUAAUGUAUGUAAUGUGUAGUAUUGUGACACUAUUUAGUCCGCUCACGAAUUGGCCUAUUUCUUCCCGAAGCUUCUCGGCGUUACGAGCCUCGACCAUGGAAUUCGAGACGACCGCUGCCGAAGUAUAUAUAGAACCGAGAUUCGAGCACAGGCCAGUCAUUCAUUCAUCGAAGCGCGUCGCGUAAUUGAAUGUAUUCGAAUCGUAUGUGUUGAAAUGUAUUAUAGUUAUCAGAAUUAUUAUGUUUAGUUAAUUAAAUCAUAAAUUUGAGUUUGUAAAUAAAUUAGAUGUGUUAGUUGGUGUUAUUUGUAAUUAUUAAAAUAAAUAAGUGAUGUAAAUAAAAUAAUAUAAGUAAGUCUUCCUUUAUUUAAAUUAAACUUAGUGCCUAAAGAUAUAAAUAAAUAAAAUAGUAGAGUCAAUCGCGUAAAAAAAGACAAUUACAUCACAGUGGUGCAGAAGUGAGGAUACUUGAAAUAAAUAAGUAAUAUAAGCUCGGUUUAAUACAGUGUGGAAUCUUUAAUAAUAACUAAAUAUAAAUCGUAAUAAAUAAAGUGUGUGAUCAUGCCUUCCUUGUGUAAGCUAACAAUUGCAGACCUGAGACUUGAAUUGGAAGAAAGGGACCUGAGUUCUACUGGCAAAAAGGCUGAUCUAGUUGAACGUCUGAAGAACGCACUAAAAGAAGAGGGUCAUGAUCCAGAAACUUACGUGUUUGAAGACAAGCAUGCUGCUUUAAUUUCGUCAAUAACAUCGUUAGAGAGCAAAGUUUCUAGUGAAAUCUCCCAAGUUUCGACAGACAUUACAUCGUUAGAGAGCAAAGUUUCUAGUGAAAUCUCCCAAGUUUCGACAGACAUUACAUCGCUGGAGAACAAAGUUUCAACAGAUAUCACAUCGUUAGAGAAAAAGGUUUCUAGUGAAAUUUCCCAAGUUUCCUCGGAUGUUUUGAAAGUUUCGACAGACAUUGCAUCGUUAGAGAAGAAAGUUUCGGGUGAUAUUUCAUCCCUUGACAGCAAAAUGACUAACGAGAUCUCUAGGGUCACUUCGGAUUUUGACGACAAGAUAUCGUCCAUAAAAUCUACUUUUGAAGAAAAGAUCAAGGAAAUAGAAAAGAAAAUGCAGGAAACGGAAAAAGUAGACAAAGGUAUGGAACCCAUCUUAACAGACAUUAAAAAUGAUGAAAUCAAAUACACAAAUACAAAUUGGAGCCACAGUCAAUAGUUGAAGGGAGUGUGAGUC